Messenger RNA from Trichoderma gamsii, 591 nucleotides. RefSeq lists its product as hypothetical. The record is from RefSeq and is a predicted model, not a curated record. NCBI's taxonomy places the organism in Eukaryota, Fungi, Ascomycota, Sordariomycetes, Hypocreales, Hypocreaceae. Gene Ontology annotation, cellular component: mitochondrion. Gene Ontology annotation, molecular function: flavin adenine dinucleotide binding; flavin-dependent sulfhydryl oxidase activity. The coding region runs from base 1 to 591 and encodes 196 amino acids. The transcript is spliced from 2 exons.
AUGGCUGAGGCUUCACUUCGAGACGCCACAACGGCGCUGCCAGCUUCAGCGCCCUCGGCUGCUUCCGAUGCCGCCGACCAGCAGCCCAAGAAGUUUCCCAAGGGAGUCGUGCUGGGCAAAGAUGGCAAGCCAUGCCGAAGCUGCACUUCAUUUGCUGCAUGGGCUACGCAGACCAAGGACCAGACCAAGAAAGACCCAGUUCCCGGCAGCAGAGCCGUAUCCACCGCGGCCGUCGCCUCGGGCCCUCCAGCCGACUGUCCGCCAGACGUCGAGGCUCUUGGCCGGAGUACCUGGACGCUGCUCCAUUCCAUCGCGGCCUCGUACCCGGAGACGCCCUCGCAGACGCAGCGGUCCGACCUGAUGAGCUUUGUCGGGCUGUUCUCCAAGCUGUAUCCCUGCUGGGUCUGCGCCGAGGACUUCCAGAGCUACAUGGCCCGGCAGAAACCGCAGGUGAACUCGCGCGACGAAUUCUCGCAGUGGCUAUGCCGCGCGCACAACGACGUGAACAAGAAGCUGGGCAAGCCGCAGUUUGACUGCUCACGCUGGGAUGAGCGCUGGAGAACGGGCUGGAAGGACGGCCGCUGCGAUUGA